This is a messenger RNA of Closterium sp. Yama58-4, 2430 nucleotides long. The record is from the annotation of a GenBank genome assembly. NCBI's taxonomy places the organism in Eukaryota, Viridiplantae, Streptophyta, Zygnematophyceae, Desmidiales, Closteriaceae.
AUGCUGGAGCUGGAGGCGCUGGAGCUGGUGGUACUAGAGUUGGAGGUGCUGGAGCUGGAGGCACUGGUGCUGGCACUGGAGGUGCUGGAGCUGGAGGUCCUGGCGUUGGAGGCGCUGGAGCUGAAGGCAUUGGAGCUGGAGGCACUAGAGCUGGAGGCGCUGGAGCUGGAGGCGCUGGACCUGGUAGCCAUGUGCAGCAGCGUGAGCCCCUCUCACCACAGCAGCUGCGCGAGUGGCUUGCCCGGCGCACCCGCCUUCGGAGUCGCGCAGGAGCUGGAGGCACUGGAGCUGGAGGUGCUGGCACUGGAGGUCCUGGAGCUGGAGGUCCUGGCGCUGGAGGCGCUGGCGCUGGAGGCACUGGAGCUGGAGGUGCUGGAGCUGGAGGCACUGGCGCUGGAGGCGCUGGAGCUGGAGGUACUGGAGCUGGAGGCGCUGGAGCUGGAGGCGCUGGAGCUGGAGACCCUGGAGCUAGAGGAGCUGGUGCUGGGGGUACUGGCACUGGAGACGCUGAUGCUGGAGGUGAUGGCGCUGUCGCUACUGGAGCUGGAGGCGCUGGAGCUGGGGGUGCUGGCGCUGGAGGUGCUGGAGCUGGAGACACUAGCGAUAGAGGAGCUGGUGCUGGAGGUACUGGCGCUGGAGACGCUGGCGCUGGAGGUAUUGGAGCUGGAGGUGCUGGAGUUGGAGGCGCUGGAGCAGGAGGCCCUGUGCAGCAGCGACCAUUUUUCUUGCAACCGCCGCAGCUGUCCGAGCUUCCACCCAAAGCGUCGUGAGCCUGCGUCUCGUCCUGCCUCCCCUGCGUGCUCGUCGUGUCCCGCGUUCGCGUCCUCCUAUUGUGCCAGGUACUCACACUAUGGUACUCAGCACUUGCCUCUGCCGUCUCCUCCUGCGUCCUCUCUUCUUUACGUUCCGGACCCUGAGUCAGACCGUGUUCGUGCUGCCAGCCCUACUGUCACCCGUCUCUCGGCUACUGUUGUUACUGACCCGCCACUUGAGUCUGCUGUUGCGUCUGCCUUAGUUGUUGAGCUUGUGGACUUUGCUGCUGUGUGUCGUCUAGACUACACCGCCAGUCUUGUUGCUGAGUCUGAGUCUGUCUGUCCUCCGUCCGUCUGGGGUGAGCUGCAUGCACCAGAGGGAGACCCGGAUGCACUGAACAUCCCGACCCCGCGCUCCUACGCAGAGGCGAUUUCGGGUCCCUACUCCUCUCAGUGGCAGACAGCCAUGGACGCAGAGAUGGCAUCCUGGAAGUCCACAGGCACCUACGUCGACGAGGUUCCCCCUCCUGGGGCGAACAUUGUCGAUGGCAUGGAGAUUUUCAAGACCUUCUCCCCUACCCCAAAGAUGACCACUCUUUGGGUGCUGCUGCACGUUGCCGCUCAACGUGACUACGAGCUUCACUCGCUUGACUUCAGCACAGCGUUCUUACAGGGCAGCCUGCACGAGGAGAUCUGGCUGCGCUGCCCACCUGGCUUCACUGGGUCGUUCCCUCCUGGUUCCCAGUGGAGCCUCCGGCGCCCAGUCUACGGUCUCCGCCAGGCGCCUCGUGAGUGGUACGACACACUGAGGACGACACUUGCGGCUCUUGGGUUUGCUCCUUCCACUGCUGACCCGUCGCUGUUUCUACGCACCGACACUUCGCUGCCGCCGUUCUACAUCCUCGUGUACGUCGACGACUUGGCUUUUGCCACUGCUUACACCGAGGCACUGGGCGUUGUAAAGUCGAGGCUGCAGAAGAGACACACGUGCACAGACCUGGGUGAGCUGCGCAGCUACCUUGGCUUGCAGAUCACUCGGGACAGAGCACGCCGCACCAUCACCCUGACUCAGUCACACAUGGUGGAGCAGGUCCUUCAGCGCUUCGGCUUCCAGUUCUCCUCACCACAGUCCACUCCUUUGCCUACCGGUCACUCGCUCUCAGCUCCACCUUCGGACGAGUCCGUAGAGCCGAGUGGCCCAUAUCCAGAGCUUGUGGGCUGCCUCAUAUACCUGAUGACCUGCACGCGACCUGACCUUGCGUACCCUCUUAGCAUCCUAGCUCGCUACGUUGCGCCUGGGAGACACCGGCGAGAGCACUGGGAGGCUGCUAAGAGGGUGCUGCGCUACUUGUGCAGUACAUCGGGCAUGGGGCUGGUGCUUGGAGGACGGGGUCGAGUUGUCCUCACUGGACACUCAGACGCCUCUUGGGUUGACGACCUGGCUACGCAGCGGUCGUCACAGGGUUACACCUUCAGCCUUGGCUCUGGCUCUGUUUCUUGGCGGUCUACCCGCUCGUCUUCGGUUCUCAGCUCCAGUUGUGAGGCUGAGAUCUAUGCCGGGGCCAUGGUUUCACAGAAGUUACGCUGGCUCACCUACCUGCUGACUGACUUGGGAGAGCGGCCUAGUGUUCUCCAGUUCUGCCUCGUGCCUACGUUUUCUCACUUGCUCACUUCUUGA